Molecule: messenger RNA, 3731 nt
Organism: Crotalus tigris (Tiger rattlesnake)
Lineage: Eukaryota; Metazoa; Chordata; Lepidosauria; Squamata; Viperidae
Gene: KLC2
Product: kinesin light chain 2
Exons: 17
Coding region: 271-2157 (628 amino acids)
Biological process (GO): microtubule-based movement
Cellular component (GO): cytoplasm; kinesin complex; membrane-bounded organelle
Molecular function (GO): kinesin binding
Source: RefSeq, a predicted model, not a curated record
GGCCGCGCCGCUCGCCGGUGCCGCAAGGCCUGCCGGGAAGGAAGGAAGGCAGGCAGGCCGCCGGCUGGAGGGAGCGGCGGCGGUUGGGAGCCGCACCGGUCGAGCCAGGGCUGCGCGCGCAGCUUUGUCAGAAAGAAAAACAAAAACAAAACUCGAUUUUCCUGAUGAUGACAGGCAGUCAUCCAGCCGGUGGAGCGAAAUGAAAUUUCUCGGGCAGAAAAACAGCCGGCCAAAGAAAUCCCAUUCCUUUUAACCUUGCAGGGCCGGGCGAUGGCCACCAUGUUGUACCCGCGGGAGGAGAAGCUGGAGAAGCUCAGCCAGGACGAGAUCGUGCUGGGCACCAAGGCCGUGGUGCAAGGCCUGGAGACGCUGCGCAGCGAGCACCACUCCCUCCUGGCCGCGCUGCUGGGCACCGUCAGCCGCCUGGAGCCGCCGCACGAGGCCAGCGCCGCCCAGGAGAAGGCCCUGCUGCUGAGGAAGUCCCUUGAGGCCAUCGAGCUGGGCCUCGGCGAGGCCCAGGUGAUCAUCGCCCUGUCCAGCCACCUGAGCGCCGUGGAGUCGGAGAAGCAGAAACUGCGGGCUCAGGUCCGGCGCCUGGUGCAGGAGAACCAGUGGCUGCGGGACGAGCUGGCCGCCACCCAGCAGAAGCUGCAGAGGAGCGAGCAGUCGGUGGCCCAGCUGGAGGAGGAGAAGAAACAUCUGGAGUUCAUGAACCAGAUCAAAAAGUUGGACGAGGACGUCUCCCCGUCGGAUGAGAAAAAUGGGGAGGCAGCAAAAGACACAUUGGAUGAUCUCUUUCCUAACGACGAUGACCAGGUUCAAGGGCAAACUCACCCCAGCGGCGAGUCGGCGGCCCAGCAGGGGGGCUACGAGAUCCCGGCCCGUCUCCGGACGUUACACAAUCUGGUGAUCCAGUACGCUUCCCAGGGGCGCUAUGAAGUGGCCGUCCCGCUCUGCAAGCAGGCUCUGGAGGACCUGGAGAAAACGUCCGGUCACGAUCACCCCGAUGUGGCGACCAUGCUGAAUAUCCUUGCCCUGGUGUACAGAGACCAAAAUAAAUACAAGGAAGCUGCCCACCUUCUGAAUGAUGCUUUGGCUAUCCGGGAAAAGACGCUGGGAAAAGACCACCCAGCUGUGGCUGCUACACUCAACAACCUGGCCGUCCUGUACGGGAAACGAGGGAAAUAUAAAGAGGCCGAACCUUUGUGUAAGAGAGCCCUGGAGAUUCGCGAGAAGGUGCUCGGAAAAUACCACCCGGACGUAGCAAAGCAGCUGAACAACCUGGCCCUCCUUUGCCAAAACCAGGGCAAGUAUGAGGAGGUCCAGUACUAUUACCAGCGGGCCCUCGAGAUCUACGAAUCUCGCCUGGGCCCCGACAAUCCAAACGUAGCCAAGACCAAGAACAACCUGGCCUCUUCUUACAUCAAGCAAGGGAAGUACAAAGAGGCUGAGGCUCUCUACAAGGAGAUCCUGACUCAGGCGCACGAAAGGGAGUUUGGAUCGGUCAACGGUGACAAUAAACCAAUUUGGAUGCAUGCCGAAGAACGAGAAGAAUGUAAGGAUAAGUAUCGAGAAAACAGCGCGCCGUACAGAGAAUAUGGCAGCUGGUACAAAGCCUGUAAGAUGGACAGCCUCACCGUCAACGCCACUUUGAAGAGUUUGGGGGCUCUGUAUAGGCGCCAGGGCAAGGUGGAAGCCGCCGAGACGCUGGAAGAAUGUGCCCACAAGUCGCGCAAGCAGGGCAUGGACGCCUUCAACCAGAGCAAAAUCGUGGAGCUCCUCAAGGACGGGAACCGGGCCGAACAGCAGCCGAGCCGGGACGGCACUCCCGGCGCCAGGAAGUGCGAGAACGAAACCGAAUCAGAAGAAGGAGUAGCCGAGUGGUCUGGGGUGGGCUCUGGAGCUCUGCGGCGUAGCGGCUCUUUCGGGAAACUGCGGGACGCCCUGCGACGGAGCAGCGAGAUGCUGGUCAAGAAGCUUCAAGGCAAUGGCCCACAGGAACCGAGGAAUCCAGGGAUUAAAAGGGCCAGUUCGCUCAACUUCCUGAACAAGAGCCUAGAAGAAGAGCCCAGCCAGGGCUCCGGCAGCCUCUGUGACAGCCGAGGCUUAAGCGCCAGCAACGUCGACCUGCCCCACCGAAGGUCCCUGAUGGCGUGACGUCCUCCACGGCUCAGGCUGGGUCGAGCGGCGGAAAUCCGGACCGCUUCGAGCUUCCGCCUGGACCCUCAUCCCUGGAGAAUUCCCGACCCUCGUUGACCUAGGGCUCCCGCCAUUUCGGUUCAGACACAGCGGUGGGCCCAAGUCUCUCUCUCUCCCCCCUUCACGGGUGUGCCCUGGGCGCCCCACAAGCACACCCACCAACCCAACAUCUCCCUCUCCCCCUCCCCAGCAUGUUGCCUCCACGGCCCUCCUCCUCGGCCCCGGCCACCGAGGGCCAACCCCUCCUCUAAUUCCAUAUUAACGCAGGAUGCCUCGAUUCGUGGCAAGGCACCACGGAUCGCGUCCUGUUGGGGGGGGGGGCGAGGGACACCCCCCCCCCGAAGCUGCAUGGUUUUUCAAGGUUUUGCGCUCGCGUGUUGCAAAAACGGGGCGCAACCCACCCACCUUAAUGUGUCCUUCUGCAAAGGCAGAAUAAUCUCGCUUAAGGAUCCUUUUCAUGGCUCGCUUCUCGCCUUCCGCAAUGAGUGGAUCCUUUCUGUUUGAGGAUCAAUUGUGCCCGGCCUCAGGGAGACCCCCACCCAGCCCAUCCUCCCUCUUCUCUCUAAAUCCCUUCCCUCUUCUCCUCCAUCGGCACUGGAUUUUUUUAUUUAUUUUGAGCGGGGACCGCCUGGAUUACCAUAUAUAUAGCUUCUGCAGCCCCUUCAUUCCAGGGCUCGCUUACUGACGGAAUACCCUGUGUCCGUGCAAAUAUUCCUCUCUCGUUCUUCCCUACUCCUCUCCUUUCUCCCUUCCACCUUUGGUUGCUUUUUUUUUUUUUCCCAACUGCCUGAGCUUUGGGGAGGAUUAUUAAUCCCACUCCCGCUGGCUCCCAUUUUAAGGAGAAGAUGUAUACUCUUUGCCGCCUUCCUUCCUUGCCCAAAUGCUCGGGAAUCCCGUCACGUCCGACGCCCGCUAAUGUCAGCCUGUUUACCGGACAGUCUUUCCAGCCAGGAUGCUGUGCACCCCCAAUAAACAGCCCCUUUCUCCUCUCUACCUGCGUCGCUUGGGCGUCCAUUCCGUAAAAAUAAUAAUAAAUAGUAGCUAAGAAUUUAAGCUAAAGGGGUAGAAAAUUGGGCUAAGCAGAAGAUCCGAUCCAUUUUCCGAUCGCUCUUCUCUCCAUAUUCUUGCCUCUUCACUGCAAGUGCUGCGUCCUUUUUUUUUUUCCUUCCUUCCUUCCGCUGCUUCUAGAGACGGAAGACUCUAAUCAGAGGCAGGGAGAAAGUCACUCAGCUUAAGACUCUCUCUCUCUCCCUCUCCCUUGUAGCCCGUAGAGGGGACAGUCCAGUUAAUUUUUCAGUUUAUUUUUUAUUUUUAUUUUUUUUCCCCCUCCUUCCUCUUCCCAGGACAGCGGGCAGGGCCCCGGUAACUUAUAUCACAUACAUCUUGCGCGCGUGUUUGUGUGUUUGCGGGCAGGGGGUGGGGGUGGGGUUUGUGUGUGGAGAAAAGGUUUAAUGGUUGCGUCCAGGUGAAAUGAGAGGAAAAGAAUUGUGCUUUGUAUUAUGUUGCUGUAGAAAUAAAAUGAGAGGAAUAUA